AGAAGUGCAAAUGGGGUAGCAAAGAAUCAAACUUUGACACACUUUUUUAUUUUUCACUCAUCUUUUUUGCAUUCUUUACCUUCUGAGCCAUCCCUCCUAGCAUGUCUUUCCCUUGUUUUUUCUACUCUUGAUAUACAAAUACUUGACAUCUUUAUUGCUUAAGUUUCUUCUACUAGCACUUGCUUCUUUUUGUAUACCAACUUUUCUGUUUUGCUACUUGGGUUUUCAUGGAAAUUGAUUUGAACCAUGUGGUGAGUGAAGUAGAGGAGCCUAAUGCUUGUAAUGGGGAGUGUAACAAGAAGGGAGAUGCUUCUGUUGUUUGUUGCUUGUCAUCUUCAACUUCUUCUUGUUCUUCAACUAUUUCAUCUCCAAUGGCUGCUGCUGCUGCAGCAGCUGCUUCUCCAAUGUUUAUGGAGCUUUGGCAUGCUUGUGCUGGCCCUUUAAUCACACUUCCCAAGAAGGGAGAUUUAGUUGUAUAUUUCCCACAAGGCCAUUUGGAACAAGCUGCCUCUGCCUCUCCUUUCCCACACAUUCAAGUGUCUAAUUUUGACCUUAACCCUCAGAUCUUUUGCAAGAUUUUGGAUGUUCAGCUGCUGGCAAAUAAAGAGAAUGAUGAGGUCUAUACACAGCUAACUCUACUUCCAGUGCCAGAACCAGAGUUUCCGGACACAAAUUUAGAAGAAAAACAGCAUGAAUGCCCGGGGAUGGAUGACGAAGAGGGUGGAGCUACACCUACAAAAUCAACCCCUCACAUGUUCUGCAAGACCUUGACUGCAUCUGAUACCAGCACCCAUGGAGGAUUUUCUGUUCCUCGUAGAGCUGCUGAAGACUGUUUCGCCCCUCUUGAUUACACGCAACAGAGGCCAUCUCAGGAGCUUGCUGCCAAGGAUCUUCAUGGAGUGGAGUGGAAGUUUCGUCACAUUUAUAGAGGCCAGCCAAGGCGGCAUCUGUUAACAACGGGGUGGACUAUCUUUGUGAGCCAAAAGAAUCUUGUUUCAGGAGAUGCUGUCCUCUUUUUAAGGGGAGCAAAUGGCGAUCUGCGUUUGGGAAUCAGAAGAGCUGCGAGACCUAGAAAUGGGCUUCCAGACUCGGUUAUUGGGAGCCAAAAUACUUGUCGAGAUGUUCUCUCCUCAGUAGCUAAUGCUAUAUCCAGUAAUAGUCCCUUUCAUAUAUACUAUAACCCAAGGGCUAGUCAUGCAGAAUUUGUUGUGAACUAUCAAGAGUAUGUCAAAAGCAUCCGAAGUCAAAUUCCCAUAGGUGUAAGAUUUAAGACAAAGUUUGAUAAGGAUGAUUCCUCAGAAAGAAGGUUUGGUGGUGUGGUUACUGGUAUCCAAGAUCUGGAUAUAUACAAAUGGCCAAACUCAAAGUGGAGAUGCUUAAGGGUCAGGUGGGAUGACAAGGAUGCAAUUGGUCGUCAUGAUCGAGUUUCCCCAUGGGAAAUAGAUCUUUCUGUUUCACUUCCACCCCUGAGCAUUCCCUCCUCUCCAAGGCUGAAGAAACUGCGGACCAGUCUGCAGGCAACUCCCCCCUCAAACCCUAUUCCUGCAAGGGUUGGAUUUCUAGACUUUGAGGAAUCGUCAAGAUCCUCUAAGGUCUUGCAAGGUCAAGAAAAUGUCGGUUUAGUCUCAUCUCAUGAUAGAGGUGACAAACUAAACUACCCAAGUGAGUUUGAGAUGCAAUCCAUAAUGCAUCAAAGAAUUGCAUCACAUAGGAUGAGCAACACAGGUGCCAAUAAUUUCACAAGGGCUCAGCCAUCCAACACUUACACAGGCUUUUUGGAAUCCAAUAAAUUUCCAAAGGUCUUGCAAGGUCAAGAAAUUUGCUCACUGAAGUUCCUGACGGGGAAGUCUGAUGUCAAACUCAGUGCUUGGGGUAAAACAAUUGGUUAUGAUCUCCUUGACAUGCAUCAAACACCCAAAGCCAAUUUCUACCCACUAGCUUCAGAAGGUACUAGGAACAUGUAUUUUCCUUCUAACAAUGUUAAUAAAGCUGCUCAAGAUCAUGGCAUGCUCGCCUAUACCAACUUCCCAAAAGAGAAACUUCCCUUGAUUUCAUCUUUUAAUCAAAGUGGAUAUACAAACCAUGAAGCCACAAAGUUCAACUCUUCAAAUGAAUCUCGGUCAGACUCUGUCAUAUCUUCGUUUCCUGAAGUAAAGGUGAACUCCAAAUACGAGAAAGAUGACAUCUUAAAUGGAAUGGUGACUGACUGCAAACUUUUUGGUUUUUCAUUAACCGGAGACACUUCAAAUGUAGUCUCUUCCUGUUCAUGCAAGAGGAUCUGCACAAAGGUCCACAAACAAGGAAAUUUAGUGGGAAGAUCCAUUGAUUUGUCAAAGCUGAAUGGUUAUGAUGACCUGCUCAUCGAAAUAGAGUCGCUCUUUAGCAUGGAAGGCCUCUUAAGAGAUCCCGCCAAAGGAUGGAGAAUAUUGUUCACUGAUAAUGAGAAUGACAUGAUGGUUGUUGGUGAUGAUCCUUGGAAUGAUUUCUGUAAAAUGGUAUCCAAAAUACAUAUUUACACCCAAGCGGAAGUGGAGAAGAUGAUGAUUGGGAUGAUCAACGAUGACACUCAAAGUUGUCUAGAAGAAGCACCACAGUAAUGGAUACUACAGGUAUCCAUUGGUUGGCGAAAUUUAUUGUUGCAGUCGGAUAAUUUUCAUAGCCUACUUUCUAGUUUCUACCCUAAUCGCGUGGGAGGAAAUAGAUUUACUCUUCUAAUAUGUAUUGCUAUGUUCAUGUUAUCUGUUAAUUUCAGACCUUUUUAUUUUGAAAAUAUGAGUUUUGGACUCCAGUCAUGCUUAGACGGGUUCGUUUCUGUGGAAGCAUAUGAAAAUUUGAAACUAAGGCACUGCCUCAGUGGCCUGUUGAGGCAUGUACUAUAAGAUCAACUUAUGCAAUACUGUUUUGUCCA
Daucus carota subsp. sativus is the source of this 2908-nucleotide messenger RNA. Its product is annotated as auxin response factor 4. Gene Ontology annotation, cellular component: nucleus. Lineage: Eukaryota; Viridiplantae; Streptophyta; Magnoliopsida; Apiales; Apiaceae. The record is from RefSeq and is a predicted model, not a curated record. Gene Ontology annotation, molecular function: DNA binding; protein binding. The transcript has 12 exons. Gene Ontology annotation, biological process: response to hormone; regulation of DNA-templated transcription. Bases 228 to 2597 code for a protein of 789 amino acids.